Molecule: messenger RNA, 906 nt
Organism: Lactuca sativa (garden lettuce)
Lineage: Eukaryota; Viridiplantae; Streptophyta; Magnoliopsida; Asterales; Asteraceae
Product: glutamyl-tRNA(Gln) amidotransferase subunit C
Biological process (GO): mitochondrial translation; regulation of translational fidelity; glutaminyl-tRNAGln biosynthesis via transamidation
Cellular component (GO): chloroplast; glutamyl-tRNA(Gln) amidotransferase complex; mitochondrion
Source: RefSeq, a predicted model, not a curated record
ACAUCGCCUCUUGCUAUCUGCUCCUCACGUCGACUCUCCCCUGUGAAGCCACCGGCCGGAGACAUUCGAUAGCCGCAACUCCGUCGCACCCAACCCCAGAUAGAAACCCUUGCUCAAACAACACUUGGCUGAAGCCUUCAAAUCACUCAGGCUGUCUUCUCUUCUGUCAAAUCUCUUUUCAUUUGCUCGUUGUAUUCUUCAAAUACCAGAAUUGCAGAUAGUAGAGACAAAUGGGGAGCCGAGCAUUACUUGUGCUAGCACCAGCAUUUUUAUCUGAAAGUAUUCUGCUCAAUCACAUCUCAAGAUCUGGAUUUCAUCAACUUCUUACACAGAAUGAAAAGAGGGUUAGGGUUGGAGGUCGCAACUACUCGAUUCAUUCCAAUUUGGAGCGACCCGAUGUGACCCGUUUAGCAGAAACCGCCCGUAUCUCUCUCACUCCACAAGAGGCUGAAGAGUUUGCUCCCAAAAUUCAGCAAGUAGUAGACUGGUUUGGGCAACUCCAAGAUGUGGAUCUUCAAAGUAUUGAACCAGCUAUUCGUGCAGAUACUGAAGCAGGAAGCUUUCGUGAAGAUAGUCCUGAAACAUUUGAGAAUAGGGAUGCUAUUAUAGCUGCUGUCCCAAGUUAUGAGGCGCCUUAUAUUAAAGUCCCCAAAGUCUUGAACAAGGAUUAAUACAAUUAGAGGUUAGCAGUUAGUAGUGCAUUCAAAAGAAACAAAUUUUGUGUUAUUGCAUUUCAAUUUUCACUUUAAAAAAUCCAUGCCUAGACAUGCUUAUUGCCCUGUUUAUUUAUAUUUUUUGAUCAAGUAUUGUCUAGUGAUCCAUCGCUUGCAUGGGCAAAUUUAAAUUAGUUGACCAAUUAUAAUUGUAUUAUUUGAAUUUCAUUUAUAGAAGGUAGCUUCCUCUUAA